UUAAAAGGGAAAGGGAUGGAAGAAAGCCUCCUUACUCCGUCACCGUCUCCGACCGAACCCCGGCACCCUCUCCGGCCGCGCGUCCCUCACUCUGGAUCAGCCUAAAUGAAUGAAACACUGGGGAAUACCCACACGUACGCCAGCGGGGAGACUCUGUGUCCAAACAUCAGUCCACAAGGAUUUUAUGUCGGGCUUGACAAGCUGUAGUCAACAUGCGUUGUCCCUCCCGGAGCUUCACCCCGAGCUUUUCAGAUGUGUGACCGGCCACCGGUGUCUUGUGCCCGCCCUCGCCAAGGAGUCACGCUGUGAUUGACGGAUCAGGUGUUUGACUGCCAGGACAAAUGAAUACAAAUGAAUUUAGGCACCCGAAGGAGAGAUUGCAAAACCUCUCAUCUAGACACAAAGAGAGCCCUCUUGCUCUGCACCGUUCUAUACUGUACUUGUUACCUGGGACUUACACAAGUACACUCUGAAGAUGUGGACAUCCUCCAGAAGUUGGGGCUUAGGGGAGACAAGCCGUCACGCUCCGUACCAGCUGGGGUCAUUCCGUUCAGAUCUGGGAUCAUCCUCAACCAGCAGGCGCACAUCCAAAGUCCACUGCUGUCCAUCUCCCCGCCAACGUUCUGGACCAACGCAGCACUGGUCCUGAGUGUGAGCUCACACAGGGUCAACAGUGCCUUCCUCUUCACCCUGCUCUCAGAGAAGAACAAGCUUCUUCUGGGCUUGCAGCUUGUUCCAGGAAGUCUAGUCCUUCACACGGGACCAAACACUUCUGUCGCUCUGCCCUAUGAACCCCAUGACGGCCAGUGGCACCAGCUGGCGUUGGGAAUUAAUGGACAGAAAGUGAUUCUAUAUGCCUCCUGCGGAGAGCAGAGUGUUCAUGCGGACUUUGGGUGGGACAAUGAGAAGGGACUGGCCCCGGAGCGCCAGGACUCCUUCCUGCUGGGGCGGUCGAGCCAACAUCAAGCUUCAGUGCACUUUGAAGGAGCCAUCUGCCAGUUUGACAUGAUCCCUUCUGCCCAGGCAGCUCACAACUACUGCAAGUACAUUAAGAAACAGUGCAGGGAAGCCGACACAUACAGGCCUAACCUUCCACCCUUGCUGCCCAUCUUACCCCAACAAACCAACAUAUCAUCUGCAGCUGCUCCUAAACAUGGUGGCCCGGAAACUGCCAAGAAGGCCGCUGGGCUAAACCUUGCUCGGAGUGUUGCGGCUGCUGCCUCUGCUGUCCGAUAUUUAGCCCCUACCCAAACAGUAAAACCCACCCUUGGGACCACUCCUACACCUUUGCUGGAAACUGUAAUGCCAGUCACAGCCCAGCUUGACCUCCCAUCUCCUCCAACCAAGGCCAGAACCGAAACUGUCACAGCUCCACUCAGAACCACAGUAUUCCCAACCAAACCACCUGCUACAAGGCCAUCCGCCUUUAAAACGACAAGUCAGACAUCCCCCAAAAUUACAUCCCAAAAGCCUACUCCACAAAGCGGUGCCAAAAAGAAAAUUGCUGUCAUGGAAAAGAAGAAGAAAUCUACUCUCCCAGUCACUGCUAGCCCCAAACUAUCCAAGACAAAAACUGGCAAUAUUUUAUUAGAUCAAAGUCCACCUCUAAAGAAACCACAACCAACGUCAGCCAAGAAAGCACCCACCAAGCCCAAAGUUCCACCAUCCAAAGCCACUCUUACCAAACCCAAGUUAAACCCUGUCAAAGCACCCCCAUCUAAACCAGCAGUAACCAAAGUGAACCCCUCAAGACCAACCAUCUCCAAGACUACUGCUAAAACCGCCAAGCCAAACCCCAAACAGGUCACCAAGCCCACCAAGCAAGCCAAAACCACCAAGGCCCCGGUGACCCCACAGCCUACCAGACCUUUGUAUCAUGUUGUAACAUCACCUGCCACAGACAGCUUCCAGAGCUGGGAGGUAACACCGACUCAGUUCUCCCUGCUUGCUGGACCUGGAGGAGAAAAAGGAGAACCGGGCCCUUCGGGGCUUCAAGGACCUCCAGGGAAGCCAGGCCUUCCAGGCAAGCGGGGUCCUCGGGGUCCCCCGGGUCCUCACGGAAACCCCGGCCGACCUGGUCCACCUGGCCUCAAGGGUAGAAAAGGAGAUCCUGGCUUCUCACCUGGGCCAGCCCCUAAAGGAGAGAAGGGAGACUCGGGGAUCCAUGGCCCAUCUGGACCCGCCGGUCAAGAAGGUCGAAAGGGACAGCGAGGUUACCUCGGCCCACCUGGACUCCCUGGAGAACCCGGAGAGCAAGGUCCGGUCGGAAGCCCGGGUGCCAAAGGUUAUCCUGGCAGGCAGGGUUUACCUGGGCCAAUAGGACCGAUGGGGCCCAAAGGCGUGCGGGGUUUCAUUGGAAUCCCCGGGCUUUUUGGCCUCCCCGGGCCUGAUGGCGAACGAGGCAUUCCCGGCGAACCAGGGAAGAGGGGCAAGAUGGGUAGGCCGGGAUUUCCUGGGGACUUUGGAGAACGAGGACCACCUGGGGCAGACGGAGAACCAGGCCAGCUGGGAGCCCCCGGUCCAAAUGGAGUUCUCGGACUAAUUGGUGACAUGGGACCUGUCGGAGAGAUGGGCCUUCCAGGACCGAAUGGGCUGAAGGGUGUGCCCGGAAAUCCGGGAGAACCAGGACUGAAAGGUGAUAAGGGUGACAUCGGGGUACCGGGAGAGCAAGGCGAGAUGGGCUUCAAAGGAGACAAGGGCAUCCAGGGGGCACUGGGACCGCCUGGCAUCCGUGGUAAACCAGGACCGCAGGGCAGCAUGGGGGACAAAGGCCCCGAUGGGACAGCGGGACCGAAUGGCCCUGAGGGCUUCCCUGGAGACAUGGGACCACCAGGAGAGAAUGGCCUUGAAGGACCAAAGGGAAAGCUCGGGACCAGAGGUUUGCCCGGGCCACAAGGGUUACCUGGCUUGGAGGGAGAUGAGGGCCCCAUCGGACCGCCAGGCCCAAUGGGAUUUGAGGGUCGACUGGGCAGAAAAGGAUUCCCCGGAAAGGUCGGGCCUGAGGGAGUGAAGGGAGAGACUGGCAUCACGGGAAAGGUCGGCGCCAUGGGAGAAAGAGGCUUGGUGGGUUUCAUCGGACCUGUGGGAGAGGCGGGGCUGGCAGGAGAGAAGGGAGAUCGAGGUUCCAUGGGCCUUCCCGGACCGCCUGGAGAAAAGGGGUCUACGGGUCACCCAGGGACACCAGGGGAGACCGGGCCUCCAGGACCACCUGGCAGACCAGGACCUCCUGGGGGAACGGGACCCGCAGGUACCAGAGGACCCAAAGGUUUGCGGGGCGCCACGGGGCCUGACGGUCCAACGGGAGAGAUGGGGUCGGAGGGCAAGAAGGGUCCAGAUGGUCCUCCAGGAAAAAUCGGCUUCCCCGGACCCCAGGGGAAAAUCGGGGAGUCUGGGGAAACUGGAUCGAAGGGUUUCCCUGGUAUCCAAGGGCCAUCGGGGCCACCAGGAGACAAGGGAAUCGCAGGCGAGCAGGGGCCUCCUGGACCACCAGGCACGACUGGACUUUUAGGAGAAAUGGGUCAGAAGGGUCCUGCGGGCAGCAUGGGCGAGCCGGGACCGCCGGGCGAGCCAGGGGAGAAGGGAGCUGUCGGACCUGCCGGGAACGUCGGAGAGCAGGGACUCAUCGGCCCACGGGGUGAGCCCGGCUUGGAGGGGGAGGCUGGUCCUGCUGGUCCCGAUGGAGCCAAGGGCGAUAAGGGCGACACGGGCCAGGAGGGCGACACGGGUGAAAAAGGCGAAACUGGUUUCAAGGGAAAGGAGGGUCCUGUCGGAAGUCCUGGGAUCCCCGGUGUCAGAGGCCAAGAAGGGAAAUCCGGCAAAAUUGGAGAAAGAGGCAAACUUGGACCAAAGGGGGCCAAAGGCCACCAAGGUCACCUCGGGGAGACGGGGCAGGUGGGCAAGACAGGACCGCAGGGUACCGUGGGUCCAAAGGGCUCCAGAGGAAGCGUCGGACACGUGGGAGCUCCAGGAAGAAUGGGUCAGCAGGGAGAACCCGGCAUUUCAGGUUAUGAGGGCCAUCGGGGACCGUCGGGCCCAAUGGGGCGUCCCGGACCAAAAGGUGAAAAGGGUGAGCAGGGCGAUGAUGGCAAACUGGAGGGUCCUCCUGGUCCCCCAGGUGACAUAGGUCCUCCGGGCGACAGAGGGGAGAGAGGGGAACCGGGCGACCCGGGAUACAAAGGUCAAGCUGGUGUGGAUGGUGAGAGAGGAAGGCACGGAGCUGCUGGACUUCCUGGACACCCUGGACCUCGAGGGAUCCAAGGACCCAAAGGGGCCAAAGGAGAUCUAGGUCAAAAAGGCAAAAAGGGUCAUGUAGGACCAAAAGGAGCCAGAGGAAUGGAGGGGGCCGGCGGUCCUUCUGGGCCGAGAGGCGUGGUGGGUCGAGAGGGACAGGAGGGAGUGCCCGGGAUGGACGGAAUGCCAGGAAAGGACGGAAGUAAAGGCAUGCCGGGAGAGCAUGGAGACGAUGGAGAGUUUGGCGUCGCCGGCAAAGGUGGCGGCCGUGGAAAGACCGGCGUUCCAGGACUUCCGGGAGAUCAAGGUGUCAUGGGACCAAAGGGUGAGCCAGGUCUCAGAGGACAGAGUGGACCUCCGGGCAAAAGAGGCUUCAGAGGCGGAACGGGACUUCCGGGCUCGCAGGGAGACCGAGGACCUAAAGGACGAGCUGGCGAUGUUGGUGAACCUGGCUUUCCUGGAAUCCUUGGUGUUUUUGGUCCAAAGGGUCCCCCUGGAGACUUGGGUCCAAAAGGCAUCCGAGGACCCAAGGGUCCCCAAGGAACCAUGGGCAGAGGAGGAGUCCCGGGCCCUGCAGGAUUGGUUGGCCCCAAUGGAAGCGUGGGUCCCAGAGGGGAGAAGGGCACCCGUGGAGCCAUGGGCGUACAAGGACCUAGGGGAUCUCAGGGACCUCGUGGACGCCCUGGACCUCCAGGUCCCCCUCAUGUCCCGCCAUCUUUUAAAGAGGAUGGUCUUUUGUUUAUGGAUCCACACAGCCAGCUGAGGAAUGAGAAUAAGCUAGUGAUGGACCUGCCCAUGCUGGACCAGGGCGCAGAGAUCUUUAAGACCCUCCACUACCUCAGUAACCUGAUCCAGAGCCUGAAGAACCCACUGGGCACCAGGGACCACCCUGCCCGCAUCUGCAGGGACCUGCACAGCUGUGAACACAAGCUAAAUGAUGGCACUUACUGGAUCGACCCGAACCUUGGCUGCUCGUCCGAUACGAUCGAAGUGUCCUGCAACUUUACGGGUGGCGGGCAGACGUGCCUGAAACCGGUGACUGUGGCCAAGCCCACGGUCAACGUCGGCCGCGUGCAGAUGAACUUCCUGCACCUGCUGAGCUCCGAGGCGGUCCAGCAUGUCACCAUCCACUGCCUCAACGUCUCCGUCUGGACACCAGACCAGGAUCUGACGCCUUCCCGGGAAUCUUCUGUGCGAUUCAAGGCCUGGACUGGGGAGGUGUUUGAGGCGGGAGGAGAGCUGGAGCCAGAGGUGGUGGAGGACUCCUGUUGGAUGAAAGACGGCCGCUGGCGCCAGGCCCGUUUUGUCUUUCACGCGGUGGACCCGUCCCUGCUCCCUGUGACGGACGUCGUCAACCUCCCCGAGACCUCCCCCGGCUCACGCUACCACCUGGAGAUAGGUCCCGUCUGCUUCCUGUAAGAAUGAACGAGGGGCGGGUCGUCACCCUGUGAUGCUGCAUACAUGCCCGACCCCCCCCCCCCCCCCCCCCCCCCCCCCCCCCCCCCCACCGCCACGCCCACCCGCUCUCCAAGCAGCUUGUGCCAACCUCUCACUGGACUGCAGAUACAGGAGAGGGGGUGUCGGCCUGCAGGGGGAGUUCUUGCACUAAAUUCCCCCCAAUAGGCCAAUAGCUUCUCCCAGCAAUGAUCUCUGUGGAACAUGGAGCAGUGAAGAAGGAGACAAAUCAGCGGACAUUUGAUGAAUAAUAACAAUAACUUAUUUGUUGUAUACAGUCUGUAUACCGUGGGAUUUAUUUUAUUUUAUUUUAUUUUAUUUUAUUUGGGCAGAAUUCUAAAAUAUGAUAAUAAUAAUAAUAAUAAUAAUAAUAAUAAUGGAGAUCAGUUAACUGUACAUAUUAUGUAAGCUUAUUAUUCAUGUCAAGAAAUCAUCUUCAAGUGCAAUAGAAAAUGAGAAGAUAAUUUGACAUUUAGAUUGGAACGGAGGAGGGCGGGCAUUUUUAUUUGCCUUUGGUGCUCAGCUCAGCUCCUGUUUGGUUGUUUUUUUUUUUAAUGGGAGCAGAAGUCACAUCUGUAUUUAUUAGUGCUCCAAAAGGGAAAACAGCCCAUCGUCAGCCACCAAAAAGUUGAAUAAACUUAUUAGAGAUGCAUUUUCAACCAAAUGCCACUGAAUAUCUACGGAUUUACACAUAACAAAUUCAUUUUUGGUUGUUUUUAUUUCCCAUUUGGGGUGUCUGCCGCCCUUUCAUCACUUACAUAUGAUGGGAUGUUGAAAUCUGCACCUGAGUGGGGCCAACAAAUCAUUUAAGGUGCUAAUCAUAAUGCAUAAUGACACCACUCUGCUGGAAUGUUUAUAGUGCAGGCUCGCUUGGAUUAAUUUAAAAAUAUAUUCCAUAUGAUAUAACUUCCUGUCAUGUUUUAUAAGGUAUUUGCAGAGAUCUUUUAUUUGAGGGGGGCAUUUCAGAGAUAAUAUGAAAGUGUCUCCUUGUGUAUGCAGUAUAAAACCAGGCUUUGAAUAUAUUUUGUUGUUGUUGUUUUGUACAAAGCACCCCAUGUAAGGAUGUUUUGGAGACACGGCGUAAUGAGAAUAAACAUGUAUUAGUUUGAACUGGACACCGGUGUGUGUAAUUGUGAAACCUUGCUGUAUACGGUGGACCCCCUCGGGCUAAUUUAAUGUUAUUUAAUAUUUGCAAACAGAGCAAAAAAAUGCGCUCUGCUAGAAACACCGUCACCAUCUUUAUAUAUAUAUCAGUUUACCCAACUGGUCUUGGAGUUUAUCUUUUUUUUAUGUGUACAUUUGGUGCUCCAGAGAGAACACAUUUAUAACAAUGUUAAUUAGCUUUUAUUUUUUUAUUCUUAUUUUCUUCAUGUUGGGCUUUUUCUCUCUAUUCUCUCUAUGAUAAUCCACAGUGUACUGUAUCAGGUGCUAUUCUAUGACUUGUGUUUUUAAAAAAUCAUUAAUAAUAAUGCAAUUAUGUGAAAUGUGUUCCUUUUUUCGUAAAUCUGUUGUCAACAUUAAAGCAAGAUGAGAAUACCUCACAUUUUUCCGCAUGGCAAUUUCAACAACAAGAUGAAGUACAAACUACAAACUUGUAUCUGUCUGCUCUUUACUCAUUUCCAUUUGUUCAAUAAAUACCUUCAAUUUG
Messenger RNA from Dunckerocampus dactyliophorus (ringed pipefish), 7333 nucleotides. RefSeq names its product collagen alpha-1(XXVII) chain B-like. NCBI's taxonomy places the organism in Eukaryota, Metazoa, Chordata, Actinopteri, Syngnathiformes, Syngnathidae. Gene Ontology annotation, molecular function: extracellular matrix structural constituent. Bases 352 to 5649 code for a protein of 1765 amino acids. The transcript is spliced from 61 exons. The record is from RefSeq and is a predicted model, not a curated record.